AAUCCCUUUUUGACUAUUGUCUUCUAAUUUGGGCCUUGGCUUGAACACCUUUAGAGGCCAUUAUCACUAGGGUAGCUAAGCAGAUUCUGGGAACCCCGAAACCUGUGUAUCUAACUCCUGUUGAUAAAACUUGAAUGAUGAAUGUAGGUGAAACCUCGCUGCAUCUGUCAUCGGUCUCAUUCUCCCUUUCUGUGCUGUACUAACUUGUGCAUGAAGGAGAACAAGCUGAUGCCCUCUCCCACACUUCUCACUACUGCUGGCUUCCCCCUCCCACAUCCCAGGCACACCUUCUUUCAGGUCCUCCUCCUCAGUCAUGGAAGGGAACAGAAUUGGUGUGAUUUUGCUGUACAGGAGGACACCAAACAAUGCUAAGGGACAUCCAUGUGGGUUCCUCAUCUCCUGUGCCCUAAGGGAAACAGUUCUGCAGGGUGCUUCAUUUCCCAUAGAGCACUGGAAGGCUUUGAGAGAAGGGUCAGAAUGGCUGGUUCGUGUAUAGGCCAAACUCCCCUGGCUAGAGCAAUGCAGCUGAUGUGGAAGCUACUGUGGCUCUCAUGCAGUAGCCCCACUGUUGUACUAAGGGCAAAGGGGCUGAUUCCAUGUGCACCUAGCCCCUGUGGAAUUAGCAUGUACACAGUCCGUAUUUCACUUCCACUGUACCCUGAUGUACCACACUCUUAAUUUUAGUACUUAGGAGUUAAUUUUGUCCUAAUAAUGGUGGACACUGUCUCCUAUUUCUCCCUCCAUUAAAGCCCUGCCCAUUUACACUAACUGGAGUGAUACUUGCAAAGCAUGAGGCUAAUAUGUGACGUUUAACCACUAUCCCUAAAAGCUGCUCACCAGAAUUCUUGCAAAACUAUUGAGUACGUUCCCCCUUCUGGCUUUCAAAAUGAGUGACAGCACUUCAGCUCACAUAAUGGGAGGCUAAGGCUGGGGUUUCUCACGAAGGACGUGGUUCGUUCCUAAUAAAAGCUUAAGCUAAGAAAUGGCAUGUGGCCUUUUUUUAGGGCCUAAAAUAAAACUUUCAUAGAAUUGAUUUAGAAAACUUUAUUUUCCCUGCUUCCUUGAAGGAACCCGAAAGCUGAAAGAGGAGGAGCUGAAAAGAGGUGGUACAUGGCUGGGAAUUUCCCCAUUGCAGGCAUAUGAAUUGCCUUCCUGUUCUUCCGCAGUCUAGGUUCAACCUGUCCUAGAGUUUACUUUUUUUUUGCAGGGGAAGUGGAGAGUCAGCAUGGCUGGACGAGGAUUAGCCAAAUUUGUCUUCUCUUCUUUUACUGCUGUUCUGUUCUUCCUGUUGCUCUCUGCUAUGCAGUGUUCAGGGCUGAUAUGUGGACAAUUUGAAUAUCCCUUACAUAAAAGAUGCUGCAGGGAGUGUGCUCCUGGUGAGGAAAUGAAAAACCGCUGCUCACCAACAUCAGAAACGGAGUGUCUCCCCUGCCAACAUGGAUACUAUAACUCAAAGCAUAACUACUAUCCGUGCAAAAGCUGCACCGUCUGUGAUACAGAUAGGGGAAGCAUGGAGGUGAAGAAGUGUGAUAAGAUAUCCGAUACAGUUUGCAUGUGCAUGAAGGGUUACACCCCAUACGACAGCAGAUCGUCAGAGGAAUCCCCGUCAGGAAAAGAAUGCUUCCCCUGUCCUGAUGGGCAUUUUUCCAAUGGAAACAAUGACAGAUGUCGGCCCUGGGUCAACUGCAUCGCUUAUGGUAAAAAGACUCUGAAACCUGGGACAAAAACAGAAGAUGCUAUCUGCGAUGACCAGGACAAACGGGCCACCACACUCCAAACAUCCACCUUGUACCUCUCUCUCAUCAGCCACAGAAGCAAUGGAUCUACUACAGCAUCCACCCCCUUCACAUCCAAAGACACCGUUUCCACCACUCCUGUUAAAAAGGAGAUUAACUGGGGGUCCUUAUCGCUCAUUCUGAUUUGCUUAACGUUGCUCAUGGUAUCUGGAAUGUCCAUCCUCCUCUUGACUAUCCAGACGACCAAAAAGGAUAAGACAAAGAGGCCUCCUGUGAAUGGACAACUCGCUACCAAAAUAUUUGACACAUACCUGCACCACGGAGAUCAGCUCGCGGAGGAGGAGGAUUGGAUUGAUACAGCAUGCUGAAAAAAAUAACAUAGCCUCAUAUACUCAUUGAGUGAAUCUGUGACACCGGACCAGCCUGGCUGAAAUAUACUGUGUCUGCGUACGCCAUCAGCACGUGUGUUUCCCCCUCUAUGUGCAAUUUUGUACUUUCCUUCCUUUUUUCUUUAUUUCUUUUCUGCUUUCCCCCUUACUUGGGGAGAGGGGAAUCAAUAAUACACAAAUAAUAAAAAAUUGCCACUCUGCCGGGCAACCUUAUAAGAUGCCUGCUGAAGGUGUGACCCUUUUCUGUCCGUGUACAACUGAGCUGCUGCAGGGUCUUUCAUUCACCUCUUCCAAAUGACUGAUUUGUUUGGCCAGGGAGCGGGCGCUCAAUUCAAAGCCAAUUAUACGCAUGGUUCUGGGUCAGCCCGCUGCUGCCUGCUCGUCUCGUUACACAGUCGCAAUAAAAUAGGUUCCCAUUGUUCCCUUAACCCGUCCCACUUCUGUUAGAUACCCCAUAUCGGCUAGACCAGCAAGCAGUAAUCUAGAAGUCGCUCCCUGCCGGAGUAAUUCUGUGCGCCCAUGUCUGUGUGGAACCAGAAGAGCCAUUUGCUUCUCUUUCCCCUCCUGCUCUGUACAAAGUUUCUGUACUCUGUGUUUUUCAGAUGGAAAGAGCUUUCGAAUUCCUAUCCAGGAAGAGCAAGUCGACUCCAAUUCCAGCCUCAUCAAAAACUGAUUCCCUGUUAUACUACAGUGUACUGUCAUCUGAGCCAGACAGUAGGAACCUAGCAAUGCAACAAAUACUCCAAUACUCCCUGUGUAAAGGAAUAUUCUGUAUGUGUUGGUGCUCGUUCCAGGGCUGGCUGCACCUCUGUCUCCUUUCUGGUCUCUCUGAGUGCACCCACUCAGGUCUUAGGCCUCAUGCCUGUUCCUCUCUUGGGGUGGAAUCGUGUGAUUCUCCCACUCUUAGACUGAGACGUGGGCUAUAGUACCAUGGGUAUCAACUGAGCUUACCGAGCAGGUCCAACUGAGUUUGGGCACCUACCGUUCUUCCCUUUGGGAGUUUGUGAUCAAUGGUAUAUGGUAAGCAAACCUUUUAGAACCCAAAAUACUGUAUUUAGCAAUAGUAGAAUGCAUUCGAGAGAGGAUUUCAAAACAACAGUCUACCCCUACCAUCCUUUGGUGACCUAGGCAGGCCUACCUUCUCCAGACCCCCAAGUGGCUCCUCUUUCCGAGUCUCAUUCCAGUCUGGUUUCCCUUUUGGCUCUCCCUCCCCCUGAGAGAGUGACCCCCUUUAAACCUUGCUAGUAUCCUUUGUUGUCUUGUGUUUUGUGGGCCUUGGCCUUUCCUGGUCAAAACCAUUUUGUAGGUCGUCUGGAGACAUGGAAACAGAAUCAUGGAAGGUAAUAACUCCAGCAAUGCCUCUUAACCAUUUUUAAGCAUUUGUUGAGAGGUGUUGAUCUGGAGCCAUUCUGCUCCUUUCUGCCUGUCAGACACCUGUUAAGCUAAACCAGUGUGUUCAUACCAUCCCAAUAGCCCUUAUUAGAGGUUAGUCCAAAUCUGUGUGUCUGUGUAUAAGGGCAGAGUUUUUAUAUUCACAGCCUUGAGAGAAAGCAAAUUCAGGUACGUGAGGAGAAGAUUAAGAGACGGCCGCUCAAAGAGAACAAGCAUGCAACUUGUCUCAAUUUCAGACUUUAGCACUCGGCAUUUGCACUGCUACUUUACCUGCAAACCCUGCAUGCCCAGUGCACACCCACUCUUGUGCUUCCUGUUUAUGUUCAUGUGCAUCACAAUGAACAUCCUGUCAAGAUGGGUGUUUGCAGAUGGGAAAAAGUAGGUGAAAGGUGGGAACAGACGGCAUGAAAAGCAAAUGCAGAGACUAUGAAAAAAGGGAGGGGAGCGGAAGGAAUAGAGAACUUCCAGUGAAAGCAUACGUGUGUGCCACUGGGGAUCUGGCCUACUGCCUAUAUCUACAUUGUGUGUUUGUUUGGCCUCCAUGGGUACGAGCGUAGCUUUCGAGGCCCUCCUGGCCCUGACAUCACAAUUAAACUGAAUCAGCAUGUGGAACGAAAUUACAAUCAAACUCCAGCUAACCAUUCAAAGCUCCAAAUCGUUGGAGGUUCACAAACCAUCAGGCUCCCUGUCACUGGUUCUUGCCCCUUUCCGCUGUUGCUUUUGAAUCCCUUUCUGUGCCCACGGGAUUAUCAUUAUUCGCUAAGUAACCUCGGCAAACCCCACUCGGAAUGCAGGCGUUGUCUUGCUAGCGUGGCAGAACAUGACAAUGUGAACAAUUCAAAAAACACAAGGCCCCCUCGAUAUAAUAUUUCUUCUUCUUGAAAUGUGGUGUUGGCUGGGAAGAGCCAAUGGAUUGAUAUUCCAGUAAUGACACCCAGGGCUUUCUGCAGGUACAACUAUGCAGAAUCCUGCCGGUAAUGGAUAGACAAUCCAGACACAGGCUGCCAUACUGUAUCUGAACACUUUGCGGGAGUUCACACUCAAGAACUGACCAAGCACUGGACCUGAUCCUGCUCCCGGUUGAAAUAAAUAGGAGUUUGGCAAUUAAAUUCAGUUGGAGCAGGAACAAAUGGUACACUGGUUGCCCAGUGUAUCUGUAAUGGAGGUGCUGCACGUCUUCUCGUUGGCUCAUAUAUUUUCAAGGGGGUGAAUGGGUUUUAAAGUUAAUGGGAAGUGCCCUGUUAAAUACAAGCUGUGAAACUGGUCUUGGCAAAUCACUGAAUCCCUCUGUUCCUCAGUCUGUCCGUCCGUCCGUAAAACGGGAGUGGUGAUAUUUACCUCCCUCCUGGCCGUGUGGGUGAGGGUUCAUGUUUGAAGUACUCUGAAAAAUCUUUCAGAGCUCUUUGAAAACUGAGGAGUGACAAGUUUUGUUAUGGGCAUUCAACAGCGUCAAAAGCAAAGGAUCUGCCCUUGCACUGUACAAAUGAAUAAGUUAAUUAUGCCCUACAUAUUUUGGUUUGUCUAAUAUAAAUACCCUAUGGUCCCAGCUCUGCAAACAUAUACAAACUAAACUCCAGAGAGACUACUUCUGUGCUUAAAGCUAAGCAUGUGCAUAAGUGUUUGCAGGAUCAGGGCUUUACUGUGUGUGUACGUACUUCUGUGUAUAUAUUAUAAUAUAUUUUACAUGUAUACUCACAAUCAUGUAAAACGUGAUUUUUAUAUAUAUGAUUACAAUAUUUAACAUGCUUGUAAGGAUGUGUCCACACUGCGGUUAGACACUUGCAGCUGAACCGUGCCAGCCGACACCGGCUAAGGGGCUGUUUAAUUGUGGUGUAGAUGCUCAGGCUCAAGCUGCAGCCUGGGCUCUGAGACCUUCCCACUGCACAGGGUCCUAGAGCCUCGGCUCCAGCCAGAGACUGAAUGUCUACACCACAGUUAAACAGCCCCUUAGCCCAAGCCCAAGUCAGCUGGCACAGGCCAGCCAUGGAUUUUUAAUUGCAGUGUGGACGUACCUGGAAUGAGUUUGGCCUACCCAUAAUAUGUUACACGAUUUUGCAAUAUAUUUUCCUGUAAAUAGCUUCGGAUGUAAUUUCAUAUGCCUGAGUGUAUAAAAUAGAUGAAGGGAAAAAAUCCAAGUGCUAUAGCAAAGCUGAGAAGUCUUUUUCAUUUUAAAUGCCUCUUCAAUAUGUAGUUAAAAAGAAAUAUUUAUUUUGUAUACAAAAUAGUCACCACAUGUGCCAAAAUGUGGCACAUGUAUUCCAGAACACAACAACUGCCUGAAAACAUGUUUUUUAAAAAAUAUGUAUUGUUAUAUGUUAUACAUAUAGUGUAAUUAAUAUUUCCUACAGUGAAAUACAGACACGUUGUAUACAAACUUUUGUAUUAUAGUCUAAGUAUCGUAAAUGGAGGAAUUAUUUUUAAAAUAAAACGUUUGUCUAAAA
This is a messenger RNA of Chelonia mydas (Green sea turtle), 5958 nucleotides long. RefSeq names its product TNF receptor superfamily member 4 (gene TNFRSF4). Gene Ontology annotation, biological process: inflammatory response. The transcript has 7 exons. Bases 1226 to 2104 code for a protein of 292 amino acids. The record is from RefSeq and is a predicted model, not a curated record. Gene Ontology annotation, molecular function: tumor necrosis factor receptor activity; protein binding. NCBI's taxonomy places the organism in Eukaryota, Metazoa, Chordata, Testudines, Cheloniidae.